UCACACCAGCGCACGGCCCGCGGCGCCUUCACGCGCUGCCGUUUUGUUUAUGCGGAGCGAGGGCAGCCGGGGUGCGAAGGUCUGCAAGCACAGCGGGCCGCGAGGACUAGAUAAAGCCCGGCUGCGACACCGGAGCGAUCGCGCUGCCAUGGACACCGCGGAGAACGCCGAGAGCGCGCACAGCCCCGCGCUCCCACCCCCGCGCAAUCUCUGCCCGCCGCCAGCGCCGCCCGGGUACCUAUCAGCCGGGACUCACCCUCUCUCCGUGCCCGCUGCCCGCGGAGCCAGAGGACCGCCUGGCCCCGGCUCAUCCCCAAGCACCCUUCACCUCAGCCCUCGCCCUGUGCCCGCUGCCCUUGCCGUGUUCGGUCCUGGUUGUGUGCUGUGGCCGGGCUGGCUGUGUGCUGUGGCCGGGCUCACGUUCUUUACGCGCGGUUUGCGCUUGCCAUCCUGCAGGUCCGAGGGCUUCUGGAGACCUUGGCUUCGAACCCCCGAAGAGAAAGAGAAGCGGGAGGAGCCCCGUGCUGCAGACACGUUGCCCAGUGGCCCUGGAGUGACAGAAGCCUCGGGAAAGCUUUCUCAAUACCAACACCCUGUCAGACUGUUCUGGCCCAAGUCCAAGUGUUACGAUUACUUAUAUCAAGAAGCAGAGACUCUCCUGAAAAACUUCCCAAUUCAAGCUACAAUUUCAUUUUAUGAAGAUUCUGAUAGUGAAAAUGAAAUUGAGGGGCUGGCCUGUGAAAAUUAAUCUAAUUAGUUACUUCUAAUGACAGUUGAGCUGGGUAGGACUUGAAUUUUUUGUAUAAAUGUAUCAUAAACUUUUAAAAGUUAUUUAUUUGUAUAUAAAUUGUUAAUAAAACUAUUUUGUAAUCAC
This is a messenger RNA of Arvicola amphibius (Eurasian water vole), 874 nucleotides long. It is a transcript of the gene Ripply2, whose product is annotated as ripply transcriptional repressor 2. Gene Ontology annotation, biological process: negative regulation of transcription by RNA polymerase II; embryonic pattern specification. The coding region runs from base 50 to 748 and encodes 232 amino acids. Gene Ontology annotation, cellular component: nucleus. The transcript has 3 exons. NCBI's taxonomy places the organism in Eukaryota, Metazoa, Chordata, Mammalia, Rodentia, Cricetidae. The record is from RefSeq and is a predicted model, not a curated record.